This is a messenger RNA of Corythoichthys intestinalis (scribbled pipefish), 3156 nucleotides long. RefSeq lists its product as uncharacterized. The transcript has 6 exons. The record is from RefSeq and is a predicted model, not a curated record. Gene Ontology annotation, molecular function: nucleic acid binding. Bases 1 to 2499 code for a protein of 832 amino acids. Lineage: Eukaryota; Metazoa; Chordata; Actinopteri; Syngnathiformes; Syngnathidae. Gene Ontology annotation, biological process: DNA integration.
AUGUUGAUAAAGAAGUUCAGAGAAGGUCAGAAGCAGCUGCAUUGUGUCCUUGUAGAUCUGGAGAAGGGUUAUGACAGGGUGCCCAGAGAGGAACUGUGGUUUUGUAUGAGGAAGUCUGGAGUGACAGAGAAGUACAUGUUCAAGUGGUGCAAGACAUAUGACAUUGUGAUCUGUAGUGGGAGCAGGGAACAGGUGGAGGAGAAACUAGAGGUGUGGAGGUUUGACCUGGAAAGGAGGGGAAUGAAGUCCUUCUCCCUCGGUGCGGAGCCCGUCCGCAAAGGGGGACCUCCCCUUCUGUGCUCUCCCGAUGCCACAUUUAUAGACGCUAAGUGUUCCUCUCCACCAAUCCACCUAACCGGUGUUAAUCAAGGCAAUUGGGAGCACCUGGGGGGAAAAGUUCAGACACGCUUGUCCUGCCAAGCCCCCCUCACCGUAGGUGCGGUAGCAUACCUCAAACUCACAAAUGAGGACGGACACAGCGAAGUGGGAUUCCUCCUCGGCAAAGCACGUUUAGCUCCUAAACCAGACAUCACCAUACCCCGACUUGAACUCUGUGCAGCAGUCCUGGCCGUGGAAGUAGCAGAGUUGGUUCUAGAGGAGCUGGAUGUCACAGUCGAUCAGGUGAAUCUUUACACAGACUCAAAGGUAGUGCUUGGGUACAUCUCAAACACCAAGAGACGCUUUCACGUUUAUGUGCACAACAGAGUCGAACGCAUCAGGCGCUUUGCACAAACUCACCAGUGGCAUUACGUGCCCACACACUUAAAUCCGGCAGACCAUGCCACACGAGCGUUGCCCGCUGAGCAGCUCUCCAGCUCCACCUGGCUCAGAGGCCCAGCUUUCCUCUCCAGGUUGGACCAAAGUCAAGUUCGAAGUCAAACCUUCGAUCUCAUAGACCCAGAGACUGAGUGUGAGUUGCGUCCUGAGGUAACAACUUGCACUACCACCCUAUCAAAAGGCCAGUUUAAUAGUGCCAGAUUUGAAAGGUUUUCAAGUUGGAAGGUGCUGCAAAAGGCUAUUGCCAAACUCCAACAUAUAGCUCAAUCAUUCAAGAACAACUCUGAGGUUUCCUGUCGUGGCUGGCACAACUGCAACAAACAUUUAACUGAAAAGUCACUGCAACUAGCCAAGACCACGAUCAUUCGCACCGUUCAAAGAGAGGUCUUCGCAGAAGAUAUUGGAUGCAUUGAAAAAGGCACAGCUUUAAAAAACUCAAGUCCACUCAGCAAACUGAAUCCAUUUGUUGACACGCAAGGGCUCCUUAAAGUUGGAGGCCGACUAAAGAAAGCACAGUUGUCUGCAGAAGAAACCAAUCCCAUACUAAUCCCUGGAAAGCACCAUCUUGCUCAGCUCAUAAUAAGACACUUUCACGAAAAAUUAUGUCACCAGGGAAGGCAUUUCACGGAGGGAGCAGUCAGAGCAGGGGGCUUUUGGAUUGUGGGAGGAAAAAGAGCAGUAAGCAGUGUGAUUUUCAAGUGCAUCACAUGCCGCAAAUUAAGGGGCAGGCAACCUGAACAGAUCAUGGCUGAGCUACCUGAAGACAGGCUGUCCACGGACCCUCCUUUCACAAAUGUAGGCCUUGAUGUGUUCGGUCCCUGGUCCGUUACAGUGAGAAAAACGCGUGGUGCUAAUGCAGAUGCUAAAAGAUGGGCAGUCAUAUUCACCUGCAUGAGUACACGUGCAAUUCAUAUUGAAGUGAUUGAGUCAAUGGACACAUCGUCAUUCAUUAAUGCACUGCGUCGUUUCUUUGCCAUCCGAGGUGGUGCCAAACUCUUGAGAUCUGAUUGUGGGACAAAUUUUGUGAGUGCCUGCAAAGAGCUCCAAAUAGACAAACUAGGCUGUCACAAUGACAAAAUAGGCACAUUCUUGAAAGACAGUGCGUGCAAAUGGCAGUUUAAUCCUCCACAUGCAUCCCAUAUGGCUGGUUCCUGGGAACGCAUGAUCGGCGUCACCCGAAAAAUCCUCAAUGCAAUGCUCCUUGAACAUCCAUAUGGGAAGCUCACACAUGAAGUACUCGUGACAUUGUUAGCUGAAGUCACCGCAAUUGUAAAUGCACGCCCACUAACGGCUGUUUCUACAGAUCCCGAAAACCCAGUCAUUCUUACUCCUGCGAUGCUACUCACGCAAAAGGUUGGCACACCACCGAUUCCACCAGGGCAGUUUCAGUCCGGUGACCUAUUCAAAGCCCAAUGGAAGCGCGUGCAGUACUUAGCUAAUGUUUUCUGGAGUCGUUGGCAGAAAGAAUACAUCGCAGGCCUGCAGGUUCGUCACAAGUGGAAAACAAAAAAGCCAAACCUUCAAAUGGGCAACGUUGUUUUAAUGAGGGAGUCUCUAGAACAUAGGAAUAAUUGGCCACUCGGACUGAUCACAAAAUCUUUCCCAAGUGAGGACGGUAAUGUCAGAAAAGUUGAGGUUAAGAUUUGCCGAAACGGCGAGAAUAGGUUUUACAUUCGCCCAAUUCGUGAAGUUGUGCUUUUGAUGUCUAAGGAUAGCAUGUAAAACGAGUUGUUGUUUUGUAUCGUUCAUUAGUUAAGGGCUGACAUCUUGCAGAUGUCAGGCGGGGAGUGUUAUGUCCUCUGGUCUUAUGUUGACUACUUUUUGGGUUUAAUUUCUUUCUAAGAUUGUACAUUGUUCAUCCGUCCACAGGAUGUCGCUAUUCUAACUCAGAAUCUUAAGUUUUUCUUUGGUAUUGCUGUUUGCGCUCGGCUUCCCCUAGUGGCGACUUGCUGUAAGCAGCAGGCAGAAAGAACUUUUUAUUUCAGUUGGAAAAGAGGCCUUGAGGUGUUAAGACGUUACACACCUCCUCUGCACCAUACAUCGUUGGGAACCCUUGACAAAACAAAAUCUGUGGUGUGGUCACAAAUGCAGGGAAAGCAUGGAGGCGAGUAGUGAUGGGUCCAGUGACACCAAUGCGUCAAAAGGGAAACAUCCUCCAGGACAAUGAGGCCAUCACACAAUAAUGAUCAAAGAUACAUCAUGGAGAUUGUCUCCCCUUUCCCUUCCUCGCUCUCUUUAAAGGAAGGAAAUGACUUUAUUGCAGACUUUCUUAAGACACCAACACCCCUCAUUAUAAGGCCCAAGGGUUCAAAAGGUGCCUAGGCCAAGCAAACGGAGAGGAGAGACAACAAGACUCCAGGUCAGUCAGAUGAGCAGAGG